AUCUUUGUCCUAACCCUCACUUACCAGGUCCUGCACGACAUGUAAAACAAAACAUAAUACAGCAUCUUUUAUUAUCAAAACACGCAGCACCGAUAAUAUCCAUGAACAAUAACAAAACAUAUGUAAUACUAUAUAUAGAUGUCUUCUUUUAGUUUAAUAAAGUCUAAAUCUUAGCUUUCCCAUUCCGAGUCGGUAUCCCCUUCCAGGAACCGUGUUAUUGUUUGUCCCGUUCUUAUCCACGCCCUUGUGUUGUGGGUAUGUGUGAGGUUCAGGAGCUGCGAUCCGGUUCUGAGCUGGUCUGAUACGGUGCCGAUAGUCUCUCCACCACCUUUCUCUCACAUCUGUCGCAAUCUCUUCAGCAGCAUGUCGGGUGCGGCGGCAGGCGGUGCCGCUGGUGGCUCAGCCAGUGCAAGCGCUGCUGCCUGCUCUGUAGGCGGUAAUGUAGGAGCCGGAGACGGGGUGGCAGGGAGGUUGCCUAGCCGGGUGUUGGAGCUGGUGUUCUCGUAUCUGGAUCUGAAGGACUUGUUCAGCUGCGCCCUGGUGUGCAAACACUGGAACCAGAGUUUCCUCGCCGAAGAGAACAACGAUGUGUGGCGGAGCUUGUGCGCUCGGAGCCUGGGAGAUGAGGCGCUGCGCUCGGAUAUUCUCUGCAAUUUGCCCACUUAUAAGGGGAAGCUGCAAGCCUUUCAGCAUGCCCUGAGCUCCAGCGACUGCUCCCGUAACGUCUAUGUGAAGAAGAAUGGCUUCACGCUGCACCGGAACCCCAUUGCGCAGAGCACUGACGGGGCUCGUGGCAAGAUCGGCUUCUCCGAGGGCCGCCACGCCUGGGAGGUCUGGUGGGAGGGGCCCCUGGGCACAGUGGCUGUCAUCGGCCUCGCCACCAAGCGAGCGCCCAUGCAAUGCCAGGGCUACGUGGCCCUGCUGGGCAGUGAUGAUCAAAGCUGGGGCUGGAACCUUGUGGACAACAACCUGCUGCACAACGGAGAGGUGAACGGCAGCUUCCCCCAGUGCAACAACGCGCCCAAGUACCAGAUCGGAGAAAGGAUCCGGGUCAUUCUGGACAUGGAGGACAAGACACUGGCGUUUGAACGUGGGUACGAGUUCCUGGGCAUUGCCUUCCGGAGCCUACCGAAGGCCUGCCUGUACCCAGCCGUGUCUGCCGUCUACGGGAACACGGAAGUGACCAUGGUGUACCUGGGGAAGCCGCUGGACGGGUGAAGCCAGUUUUGGUGCCAUGUGGUUAGAGGGACAGUGCCAAGGAAUCUGCAUGGGGUGAUACGAGACACAGCCUAGUUCAGCGCAGGACUGAGACCCAGUGGGCUCUGG
This is a messenger RNA of Acipenser ruthenus (sterlet), 1326 nucleotides long. It is a transcript of the gene fbxo45, whose product is annotated as F-box protein 45. The record is from RefSeq and is a predicted model, not a curated record. Gene Ontology annotation, molecular function: protein binding. NCBI's taxonomy places the organism in Eukaryota, Metazoa, Chordata, Actinopteri, Acipenseriformes, Acipenseridae. Gene Ontology annotation, cellular component: SCF ubiquitin ligase complex; synapse. Gene Ontology annotation, biological process: proteasome-mediated ubiquitin-dependent protein catabolic process; synapse assembly involved in innervation. The transcript has 3 exons. Bases 364 to 1218 code for a protein of 284 amino acids.